Molecule: messenger RNA, 3975 nt
Organism: Bactrocera neohumeralis
Lineage: Eukaryota; Metazoa; Arthropoda; Insecta; Diptera; Tephritidae
Gene: Art4
Product: histone-arginine methyltransferase CARMER
Exons: 6
Coding region: 691-2397 (568 amino acids)
Biological process (GO): peptidyl-arginine methylation
Molecular function (GO): protein-arginine N-methyltransferase activity
Source: RefSeq, a predicted model, not a curated record
ACGCGAUUGCUGCCUGCUGACAUUCGUGUAGUUGAUCUGUCGCCUAAUGGUGUGUAGUGCUGUUGUUAAAUUGAAACGCUAACUAUUUAAGAAUAAAGUAAGAAAGAAGUAAACCCGUAUUGCAAAUUUAGGUAUUCAAGCGUAUAUUUCACUUCUCGAAUAAUUUGCAAGCAUAAACUUGUGAUUUAUGUAGAAAUAUUUGCUUACAAUUCUGUUAUCAAGUUACCCAAAACGUGUUCGCAACAAAGAAAUUUUGGAAGAAGAAGCAGAUGGAAAAGCAUUAAUCGACAGACGGUCGUCAAAGCGGUGAAAAUAAAAGACAAAGCAAAUCAAUACAACGUUUACGAAAGAGUCAGGCAUCGAAAUUUACAAAGUGGCGUUUGUUUUACAAAAUUAUCAAGAUUUUUAUUAAGAAGAAAACUUCAGUUCCGUUUUUAUUUAAAGACACUGCGCUACAUAUAAGUAAAAAGUAAUUAUUUCGACAAGAACUAAGUACGAGUAUAUGUUCAAGCUUCAUUGAGCACCCAUCUACCUAUCCUUGUAUCUGCAGCAGAAAGUUGAUGUUUCAUAUUAUUGCAAAGCAUACAGAAGUAAACGCUGUGAGCAAAAAAGUCAAUUACUAUUUGUUAAGAGUGCACGGUUUAGAAAAUUCGAAAGGAAACGAGAUUUAUUGGCAUUUACAGAGAAAAAAUGUCCACCAAUAUUAAUAACAUUGUUACUGAACGAGUUGAACGCAAUAAUUCCUCCUCAUCCCUAUGUGCAUUGAGUAGUGGCGGACAUAGUAAAAACAACAGUGGGGUAUUUACAAUUGCAAAUAAUGGCGGUACGAUCGGAGGCGGCAAUGGAGGCCUUAAUGCCAAUGGCACUAGCAGUUUUAAUGGUGUCGUUAUUAGCGAAGUUGUCGACGAAACAAAUCUCAAGUUUAGUUGCAAAUAUAAGACAAGUUGUACUUUGCUGUGCAUUUACGACCCACAAGGUGUUGUUUUAAAAAUUACACCAGAUAACGACACUUCGAGUGUUCUUAAGGAGUACUUGCUUGCAUAUGAUACCGAAUCAUCACAAAUAGGGCGGCAAACGUAUGCUCUUUCUCUAGAUAAUGAUAAUUUGCUUCUGAGAUUUUCAUCCGCAUAUGAACAGCAACGGUUUCGAAAGUUAGUCGAUAGUGUAAAACAUCUCCGACCAAAAUCAGUAUUUUCACAACGAACUGAAGAGUCUUCCGCUUCACAGUAUUUCCAAUUUUAUGGAUAUUUGUCGCAGCAACAGAAUAUGAUGCAAGAUUAUGUUCGCACCAGCACAUAUCAACGUGCCAUUCUAGGAAAUUCUAUUGAUUUUCACAAUAAAAUAGUUUUGGAUGUGGGCGCUGGCUCAGGGAUUUUAUCAUUUUUUGCUGUUCAGGCAGGCGCUGCUAAAGUAUAUGCCAUUGAAGCCUCUAAUAUGGCACAGUAUGCACAGCAAUUAGUUGAUUCUAAUAACGUGCAGGAUAAAAUAUUUGUGAUGCCUGGUAAAAUUGAAGAAAUUGAAAUACCUGAAAUGGUAGACGUAAUUAUAUCAGAACCUAUGGGAUACAUGCUCUACAAUGAGCGUAUGCUAGAAACAUAUUUGCACGCUAGAAAAUGGUUGAAACCGAACGGAAAAAUGUUUCCGACACAUGGAGAUUUGCAUAUUGCACCAUUUUCAGAUGAAUCUCUUUACUCCGAGCAGUAUAAUAAAGCAAACUUUUGGUAUCAGUCCGCUUUCCAUGGCGUCGAUUUGACUACGCUGCAUAAAGAAGGUAUGAAGGAGUAUUUCCGGCAGCCGAUUGUCGAUACGUUCGACAUACGUAUUUGUAUGGCAAAAUCCGUGCGGCAUGUUUGUGAUUUUCUGCGAGAUAACGAAAACGAUUUACAUAACAUUGAUAUACCUCUCCAGUUCCAUAUAUUACAAACCGGCAUUUGUCAUGGACUUGCUUUUUGGUUUGAUGUUGAGUUCUGCGGUUCCAGCCAGCAAGUAUGGCUUUCCACAUCGCCCACAGCACCACUAACCCAUUGGUACCAAGUGCGCUGUCUUUUACCAAUGCCGAUAUUCAUUAAGCAAGGCCAACUUUUAACUGGUCGUGUGCUUCUUGAAGCCAAUCGCCGUCAGUCCUAUGAUGUCACGAUUGAUUUGCAUAUUGACGGAACGCUAAUAUCCUCCAGCAACACAUUGGACUUGAAAAAUCCUUACUUUAGAUACACAGGUGCACCGGUGCAGGCACCACCUGGCACAAGCACACAGAGCCCUUCAGAACAAUACUGGUCACAACUUGAUGCACCGCAGGGUACCCGUACUGUAAGUAAUUUAGCAAAUGGCAUAACUGUUAAUGGUCUUGCGGAAACUUCUAUGGACAUAACUCAUACGCUUAUGAACCCUCACAAUUAAAUUAAGCAACAAUGAAUCGAGUAAAAAACCUACGCAAUUGUCGAUUCGAUGCUGGCAAAGUAACCAGCUAGAUAUAAUUUUACGUGAAGGUGAACUUAUUUAAAACCAAUAUUUAUUUUACUUCUAUUUUUUUUUAAACAUAUAACGCGCGUUUGGAUUCGGUUACACACAAAUACAAACAUUUUUUUUUAGAAUGUAGACGAAAUUUUUUUUAAUAAUUGUUAUUUUGUGAUGUAUUUAACAGGACGUUUAUGUAAGAAGGGAAUUUAUUUAAGCUCGAAAUGUGUUUUUCUUUUUUUUUGUAAAUUUAUUUAAACGAUUAUAAAGAGACAUAUAUACACAUAUAUACAAGCUCAUAUACACAUAUAUUUUAAGUGCAAACUGCUAAUACACGGAAAUAAAAUAUAUAUGUAUGUCUAGUUAUAGGCAGACAAUUUGGAGUGAAUGGCAAUGUAAGCUAAACUUUAAGGAACAAUCAUGGCAGACUUACAAUGUAUAGAUAUUGUGUUUCUUUAGUAGUAGACUUACAGUAAAUAAAGCGUAUUGAAUAAUAAUUUAAAUUAUAAACGAGGUAGUUUAAGUGCGACAAACCGUUUAGCGCGUAUAUAUUCUUAUAGCUAUGCAAUUUUUAAUGUUUAAUGUUUCUCCAAAUAGUAGAUCUAGUUGUUCAAAAUCUUUGACUUGAGUGCGAUAUAAGAAAUUUCUAUAAUUUUCAAUCCUAAACUUGAAACGCGUCGUGAAUAAAUAAAAAAAAUCUCUUAAAAAUGCGUUUCAAUUACUACCGGUUGAAAUGUGUUCCCUUCGUAUAGUUCAACUUAUUUAAAUGCCUGAAUUUCGCACUAGUCCUAAAUGAAAGCCAUUUCGUGCUUGUUUUUGCAUUUAUCAGUAAACCUCAUUGGAUAUUACCCGUACUCCCUUUUAAUGUAGGCGGUAGUACAUAGUUCCUAGUUGUAAGCAAUGUAAGCAUCUAUAUCUAAUAAAUACUACUAUUAAGACUCUAGUGCGUUGUUCACCUUUUAGCAUUCUAUUCUAAGAGUUAAGCAUCGCUAAAGUUCCACAUUGAUAUGACAUGUUUGCUAAUUUACAAUGCAAUUUAAUAUAAACUGCACACACAUGCAAAUUCUCAAAAAUGCUUAAGCGAUUUCAUAUCAUUUAAACGAAGAAAAAUAGGUUAGUUAUUUUGCACCCUUCACUUUUCUUUGCCUUUGGUAGGAGUAUCUAUUUAUUUGCGCUAUUAUUACUUUUGCCCAACGUUAGUUUUGUAUGUGUUCUUUAUUCUUUAUUCUUUACUUUCGUUUUAACUUUAAUUUAGGAGAUUAUUUUGUUAAAGUUGCAAAAGCAAAAAUGUUGAAGAAACACAAUUCUUAUUUUAACAAGCUUUGCUUUAUGCUAAGAAAAUCAAUUUUAAAAUUUAGUUAGUUUAAUUUGUAUGCGAGAACUAGUUAUAUGUAUUAUUGUAUAACCAAUUAGUAUAUAAGGUUACUAUAAAAGAAGAUAAUGAAACAAAAGUUCGCUCUGUAUUAGUGUGUAGAGUUAAAAAUAUACAUAUAUACAAUUACAAACGCGAUACAAGAACAA